UAACAAAAUGGCGGGAAAUUUCUGGCAGAGUUCGCACUCCCAGCAGUGGAUUUUGGACAAACAGGAUCUGCUAAGGGAGCGUCAGCACGAUUUGUUAGCGCUGAACGAGGAUGAAUACCAAAAGGUGUUUAUAUUCUUUGCCAACGUGAUCCAGGUGCUCGGUGAGCAGUUAAAACUCAGGCAACAGGUUAUUGCCACGGCUACGGUGUACUUUAAGCGAUUCUACGCGAGAAACUCACUGAAGAACAUCGAUCCUCUGCUGCUGGCCCCCACUUGCAUUUUGCUGGCAUCCAAAGUGGAGGAGUUCGGUGUCAUUUCCAAUUCUCGUCUGAUUUCCAUCUGCCAGUCUGCCAUAAAGACCAAAUUCAGCUAUGCUUACGCCCAGGAGUUCCCCUACCGCACCAAUCACAUCCUGGAGUGCGAGUUCUAUCUACUGGAGAACUUGGAUUGCUGCCUAAUCGUCUACCAGCCGUACAGACCACUGCUGCAAUUAGUACAGGACAUGGGUCAGGAGGACCAGUUGCUUACUCUGAGCUGGCGCAUUGUCAACGAUUCCCUGCGCACCGAUGUCUGCCUACUGUAUCCUCCCUAUCAGAUCGCCAUCGCCUGCCUUCAGAUCGCUUGCGUUAUUCUGCAAAAAGACGCAACGAAGCAAUGGUUCGCCGAGCUGAAUGUAGAUUUGGAUAAAGUUCAGGAGAUCGUACGUGCUAUUGUCAAUCUGUACGAGUUAUGGAAGGAUUGGAAGGAAAAGGACGAAAUUCAAAUGCUGCUUUCCAAGAUUCCAAAGCCGAAGCCACCGCCGCAGCGUUGAAAAUAAAAUAUUUUUUGUACUCUUAGCUUUUAUUUUCCACUUAAGUGUAUGUCCUCAACUUACUUAUUUAUGUCGAUAAAGAAUAAGCUUAAAGUUAUGCAGAGCCAAUAAAACUACAAUACGUGUGUA
Molecule: messenger RNA, 940 nt
Organism: Drosophila ficusphila
Lineage: Eukaryota; Metazoa; Arthropoda; Insecta; Diptera; Drosophilidae
Gene: CycC
Product: cyclin-C
Exons: 2
Coding region: 8-811 (267 amino acids)
Biological process (GO): positive regulation of transcription by RNA polymerase II
Cellular component (GO): mediator complex; nucleus
Molecular function (GO): cyclin-dependent protein serine/threonine kinase regulator activity
Source: RefSeq, a predicted model, not a curated record